Molecule: messenger RNA, 9722 nt
Organism: Mercenaria mercenaria
Lineage: Eukaryota; Metazoa; Mollusca; Bivalvia; Venerida; Veneridae
Product: bromodomain and WD repeat-containing protein 3-like
Exons: 38
Coding region: 85-5997 (1970 amino acids)
Biological process (GO): regulation of transcription by RNA polymerase II; cytoskeleton organization; regulation of cell shape
Cellular component (GO): nucleus
Molecular function (GO): protein binding
Source: RefSeq, a predicted model, not a curated record
GAUUUGUAACGAAAAUGGCUACCGCUCGUUUUCGAGACAAUUCCCAAAUUACCUGACGGAUUUCAGACUUACUAACUGCUAAAGAUGAUGUCUGUCGGCGGCAGUCGCAAGCAAAAAGAUUCUGCGAUUGAACUUGAACUGUACUUUCUGAUUGAGAGAUUUCUGUCGACUGGACCAUGUAAGAGUGCCGCUACUGUGUUACGCAGAGAAUUGGAUGAACAUGGGCUUCUACCCAAAAGAAUUGACUGGGAAGGUGGAGAACACGAAAGAAGUUUUGAAAGUUUGCUUGAGCUGAAUAGACACAUCGGGUGCGACCAUCUUCUUAAAAUAUGUCAGCGCCUUGGUCCAUUAAUGGACGAGAAAGUCCGACCCAACAUCAUGGGAGUGAAAUCAUUGCUAGGGGCAGGCUCCCAAUCCUUGUUACGGACACAGCGCGAUAUGAAGAAGUUGUCAUGGCAACCACAAGCUCACCUAGCACUCCAACAUGGUCGUGCAGCAUUACCACCUGUUAACCUCGUACCACCAAAAUGGCAAUAUAUACAUCGUAGUAGAGAGCUUACUAGCCAGACAUCUCUGAAGCAUGUGAUACCAAUAUCCAUGUAUACUCGUAUACAGCAGCACAGUCGCAAGCUAGGUCAUCUGUCAGCUGUAUAUUGUGCAUUGUUUGACAAGACUGGAAAGUAUAUCUUCACUGCAGCAGACGACGCCCUAGUGAAGAUCUGGUGGGUAUUUGAUAGUCGACUUAAAGCAACAUUGAGAGGUCAUGCAGGGGAGAUAACUGACAUGGCCAUUAAUUAUGAGAACACUCUCCUGGCCUCUGGUAGCUGUGAUAAAACUGUACGAGUUUGGUGUUUGAAAUCCUGCGCUCCUGCAGCUGUUUUACAAGGUCAUACAGGAAUGAUUACAUCAUUACAGUUUUCUCCAAUGGUAAAAGGCAAUAGACGUUACCUUGCUUCAACAGGAGGUGAUGCUUGCGUCUGCUUCUGGGAAUGGAAUGUCACGGAUAACUCUUUCAAUUCUAAACCAGUGAAGUAUAUAGAGAAAUCUCGUGCUGGUGCUCAGGUACUGUGCUCGUCAUUCAGUCCUGGUGGAAUGUUCUUUGCCGCAGGAAGUACAGAUAAUGUGAUACGCAUGUACCAUUUUCAUACGGGGUACCCAGAAAAGAUAGGAGAACUUGAAAAACAUACAGACCGUGUGGACAGCAUUGGCUAUGCUAAUAAUGAUAACAGAUUUUUGAGUGGGAGUAAAGAUGGAACAGCCUGUAUCUGGAAGUUUGAACGGAACGAGUGGAGAAGUCUAGUCCUUGAUAUGACUCUGGAGGCACCAAAAAGAGAAAAUGACAGUGAUGAUGACGAAGAAGAGAAAAAGAAGAUGAAAAGUAGAAACCGCAAUGACGACGAGGAUGAGGAUAAUAAGUCACAAAAAUUGAAGGUCACUAUGGUCGGCUGGAAUAUUGACGAUACCCUUGUAAUGACAGCGAUCAACGAUCAUUCACUCAAAGUCUGGUGCUCCUUCACUGGCAAACUGCUGUAUCGAUUGAGGGGGCAUAAUGAGGAAGUGUUUGUAUUAGAGCCUAGCCCGAUAGAUCCUAGAAUCAUGAUGAGUGCUGGACACGAUGGUAACAUCUUUAUCUGGGAUAUUAUAAAAGGACGUCAGGUUAAAAGAUUUUUCAACAGGAUUGAAGGUCAAGGUCAUGGUGCUGUAUUUGAUUGCAAAUUCUCGCCAGAUGGUACGAUGUUUACGGCAACAGAUUCCCAUGGACAAAUGAUGAUCUAUGGGUAUGGGGAGAAUGAGAGAUGUAAUGAGCUUCCAGAUCAGCUGUUUUUCCAUACAGACUACCGUCCACUCAUAAGAGACUCCAACAAUUAUGUCCUGGAUGAACAGACGCAGCAGGCACCACACUUGAUGCCAUCACCAUUCCUGGUGGACAUUGAUGGCAACCCAUACCCACCUGACAUACAGAGGCUUGUACCGGGUAGAGAACACUGUAGGGAUGAUCAGCUUAUACCAGAGGUAGCUGUCAAUGAAGAAGGUGAACAAGAGGUAAUGGGUGAUCGUGUACAAGAGCCACCAGAAGACCAUGCCCCUGCAGCAGAUGUUAGAAAUGAACUGGAACCUGGUCCCAGUGCUGAGCUGGGUACUAGUGGUGAGGUACAGCCUAAUAUCCGCGCCAGUAUAGACCAGAUGAUCGAACAGCUGGCAAGAGAGCAGGAUCAGAGACGAGCUGCUCGUGGAGAGCAACCCCUGGGGUCACCACCACCACAGAUGAGGUCACCUAGGGCUGGACCCUCUAGAUUGAAUUCAGUUGCAGGUACAAGUGGCUCGCACAUGGUUGGUAUGAGAAGAGUUGGUGAGACAGAAGGGGUACGUCAGUCGCUUGGCAACAUACUACAGGUGUCUACAUCUAAAGACCUAGUAGCAUUGAGUAGAAGAAUGGUCAUUAAAGGAAUGGAUCCUGCUGUUCUCAAGAAAAGUGAGGAUAAUAGAAUAGCACAUGCUGAUAUGGAGGUGCGACAGUACAUCCUGGAGAAACGAAAGAAGAACCUGGUAGUUAGACGAGACAGCUCUGAUGAGCCCAGUGAUACGGGAAUUCAGACUCGUAAGAAAAAAAAGAGAUCUACAAAGCACGGAUAUUCCACACGUGCCGGAGCGGAUAAUGAAGAUGCUGUGACCAACCGUCUGACAAGGCGUGCUCUCUAUGACACUGAUGAAGAGGUUGAGGAGGAAUUAGGCUCUGACAUAUGGGAGGAGGAUGACACUUACCUUGACGUUGAUGAUUCCAGCGAAUACUCUGACUGGUGUGUGGAGACAAGCAUUAAUCUUGAACCGCCAAAGAGGAAAUCCACACGUGCGAGAAAACGUAAGCGAUACACAUCGUCAGAAAGUUCGGAAGAGGAAGAGCCAACGCCUCGAGGAAGCCGAGAACAGACACCAGGUAGUCGGGAGGGAAGUCAGUCCAGAGGCAAGGCACCAAAAAAACAAGAUAAACAAGCCACAAAGAAAGUUAAGCGAAAACGAGGAGGAAAGCAGAAGCAGACGGCACAUGAAGCAGCUGCAUUGCCGGGAAAGUCGCCAGAAGAGAUUCAAGAACUGCUAAGAAUAUUUCGGCCUCCUGAUUGGCUGACUGAUGUUGUUCCACGUAAACAGCCAUACUUUCCACAAAUGGGUGAUGAAGUCAUGUAUUUUCGUCAAGGUCAUGAGUUCUACGUGAAGGAGGUUGUAAGACGGAAAGUUUAUCAUUUAGACCCAAACAAAAACCAGGCUUGGCACAAAUAUCCUAGACUCAGGGAGCAGGAGUUGGUUCGGAUAGUUGGUAUCCGGUACGAGAUGCUCAAAUGUGGCGUCCGGCUGUGUUGUCUGAAGCUGAACUAUAUUGACCCAUCUACCCUGAAAAAUUCAGGUGGUUCUUUCAGUAUCAGAUACCAUGACAUGCCAGAUGUUGUGGAUUUUCUAGUGCUCAAACAGAACUAUGACAUUGCAAUGUCCAGAAACUGGAAGCCAGGUGAUAGAUUUCGGUCUGUAAUAGAUGACUCCUGGUGGAUAGGGGUUAUAGAGGCUCAAGUUCCACACCAGAAAGAAUAUCCAGACUGUAUGUUCCAGUGCUUCAAAGUCAGAUGGGACAAUUCUGAGAAGGAAAACCUGAGUCCCUGGGACAUGGAACCUUUCUCAGAUGGCUGGCUCAAAACUGUAGAGUUAAAUCCAGACUCUAUGCAUGCCAAAAUUAGGGAUUUCAUUGCGGAUUGUAAGGCACUGUUUAAUCACCACACGGAAAAGAAAACUGGUAUCUCUGACCUUUAUAAGGAGGUCAAUGUCAAAGUUUGCUGCGACCUCAAGGUCAAAAAGAGAAUUAAAGUCGGUCUUACACGACUUACCAGUCGGGAAACUUGUACUCCAAAAACUAUUGGAAAACCACGAGAGUUGAAUGGCAGUAUCAAGAUAACUGCAGAGGAGCGCAAGUCUUUUAUGUACAAGCCAAAAUCUGGCGAAUGGCCAGGUGGUGAUAUAGAAGAAGAGUGUGAUAGGAUAGUCCAUGGAUGGGAUCAGGUGAUGGAACAUUCCAUAGCAGAACCAUUUCUCACCCCUGUGGACAUCAAUGUGUUCCCUAGUUAUGCUAUGUCUAUAGAGUACCCCAUGGAUCUGAACACCAUCAAAAGACGUCUUGAGAACAGAUUCUAUAGGAGAGUGACUGCUUUGCAGUUUGACCUUAGAUACAUAGAAUCGAAUGCAAAGAAGUUCAACGAACCCAGGUCACAGAUUGUUAAAAGUGCUCAAAUAUUGUGUGACGCCUUGCUCACAUUUAUAGGGGACAGGAAUAGUACUGAUGCAUGUCGGCUGAUCAACAAAAUGGUGCAUGGUCGUAACAUUCAACUGAGCUCGGACUCCGAGGACAGUGGUGAGGAGACAGAAGAUUACGAUACGCCCGGUACCUCUGCUGGCAAGAAAAAAUCGAAUGAGGCAUCUGCUGGUUCCUCUAAUCAGACCAGGAAGCACAGACUGUCAGUUAUGGGUUUGAAUCCAGAUGGUUGGAAAGUUGAGUGUAAGCAACUGCUUGAGACCAUUGUCCAGUGUGAGGACUCGGAACCAUUCCGACUACCUGUAGAUAUUAAUUCCUACCAAGACUACUACAAUGUGAUUGAAUUUCCAAUGGAUCUUAGCAUCGUCAGAGAAAAUCUGGAAAACGGUAAUUACAAAUCCCCGCAGCUGUUUGCGAAAGAUAUGUCGCUGAUCUUCUCCAACUCAAAGACCUACAAUACCAACAAAAGAGCCAAGAGAAUGACCAAAUUCAGGAAAGGGGCUCAGCAAGGGAUUUAUACGAUGACUUUACGUCUGUCGGCCAUGUUUGAAUCUCGCAUGAAAGAAAUCAUGACUACGUGGAGGAAAGCAGUCCGACGUCAGGGCAAGCAGAUUCCUAACCAUACGAGACCCAGAUAUGAGGAAGCGGCGAGCUCUGCCAGUAUUGCUGUCAGGAAUCGCCCCACACAUCGUGUCUCUAGAACAACACGUCCAGGAACCUCGGGAAUCACAAAUGGAAGGUCACAGAGUACAACAGAUGAUGAUACCGAUGUUGAUGUAGCAGGCUCACCAAGAUCAAAGGGCAACUUUACGAGGACUCGUCCAAUCAGAGAACGUCGCACCAUCCAGAUGACCACUGGUUACAAUGAUAGUGAUCUAGAAAACCAGGAAUUCCCGGAACCAAAGCCAGACUAUUCCGAUGAUGAUUUUGAACUGCAGCCACGUAAAUCUCCGAGGAAGAAAGGUACAGGCAAGAAAACUCUAACAAAUGGAUCCUCUCAGGAGGAUGCUAACCAGAGGUACUCGACACGUGCAAGAACGGGAACCAUUAAAAUGAGAAAGUAUACAAACAAAGGUUUCUUUACUGACGAAGAUGAUAACGAAAAUGUGAUAAACAAAACUUCUGCAAAUAGUGCUAAACGAUCUCAAAAUGGUGGUGCAAGAUCAGCUAGUCUCAUGCACAAAAGUCAUGGGCGCGAAGCUGAAAUUGAAGAAAGCAGUGAUAGUGACACUGAGGUCGAAUCUCAGAGAAAAAGGGUAAAAAGAGGUAGAAAACCUGCUAGAAAGAGACGGAAAGUUCGUGCUAAUACUGAUUCAGAAUCCAAGACUGAAAAUGAUUCUGAAGAAGAUGAUUCAAGUUCAGACGAUUCUGCAACGGAAGACUUAGAAUCAGAUUUAGAACAUCAUAGUCCUGUGACAAGGUUAAGGUCAUCUCAGGGAUCUCAGAGUUCAAAGGGUCGUGAUAGUGAGAGUGACUCUGGCCCACCAGGUAGACUCUCGCGAUAUGAGAAUUCCAGCCAUGCAUCCCAGCAUACUUUUUCAGGGUCAAGACAGGGUAGACGCACGAGGAAUCAGGGAAAAUCGACAAUUAAAUACACGGAAGAUAGUGACAAUACAGACAGUGAUGAUGCGGCUCCAGUUACAGUAAGCAUGCGGGGUCGUGUUCGGCGGCCUACAGCAAGAGCUAGGGCUAUGUGGGAAUAGUGUAUAGAAAUACCAAUGAGUAUGAAAUACCUCAAAUUAUGAAAUUAUGUAAACCAAAUGACUUGCAUUCUCAGAAACUGUUUUUGUGAUACUUUUAUGUUUUUUCUUUCAUAUUUGAAGAAAAUAACUUCAAAAAAAAAUUAUCAGUAACAAGAUACGAUAAGUGAAAGUGAAGUAAUGAAGAGCUAAACUUUUUCUAGUUUGCCAUUUAAAGAUGUGUUCAGUUUUAUAUAGAUUUUUUUUUCAUUUGUUCUCAAGAUUUGUGUCCUUUUUGAUGUCCCCAACCUUUUUCAAAGAAAAACAAGGGGACAUAGAAAUGAGCUGCAUUUGUCCAUCCUUCCUUUCAUCUGUCUGUCUGUCACACCUAGUGUCUGGUUUAUAACUCUGCCAUCUAUUAAGAGAUUUUAAAAUCACAUGUUACAAAUGUUUCCCAUAUUUGGAUGAUGAGCCAUGUGCAUGGUCCAGACCCCUAGCUCUUAAGGUCAAGGUCACACGUGGAAGUCAGAGGUUAACAGGGCCUGUUACAUGUCCAGUCAGUAACCCUGCCAUUGGUCAAUGUAUUCUGAUAUUACUUAGUACAGGUGUUCUGCACGUUAAAAUUGCAUGUCAUAUGCAAGACCUAGAUCCUUAUACAAGUUAUAGUAAUAUGUGAAGAUAAUAAUUAUGUUUUGUGAAAAAUAUCCAUAGGCAGGGGAUGUUGGUAACUCUGUUACGAUUUCUUGUCUUGUUUACAAUGUUUUUGAAAUCUUUUUGUCCCCUGUAAAUGUUGUGUACAUUUUUUUUUUUUUUUUUUUUUUAAAGAUGACUAAUCGGCGAAAAUAUUUCAAUAUUGAGUUCAACUUCUAGUCAAGUACAUUUGUUUCAGUUGUUGGGUGUGAUUUUUUUCUCCAAACUGCAAGGGUAAAAUUUACCAUUACUUUUCUCAUGAACGGAUUAUUGCAGCUCUUAGAAUUUGCUUAAAUUUUACUGAUUACAUUAAAAUUUUGUAUCACACUGUAAAAUAAGAAUUAUUCGUGAGGAAUUAGUUUUCACUGGAGGAGCAUUAUUGAAUACUUCAUAAAAAGUGACCAUCACAAUAACUUGACUUUACCUCUAAUUACCAUUUUGAAAAAAAAAUAUGGCAAAAACAAAUAUUAAACUGCGCAUUAUUAGACUGUUUCCAAAUUUGUUUAUAUGGGAGGUUGUAUUUAUCAGUGUUUGUCCAUGCAGAAUGCCACGAUGAUAUUGACUGGCUCUAAGUAGAAGUUAGGCAAGGGAAGUAUUUCUUCCCUUUUCAUGUUUUAAGGCGACAGAUCGAGAUUUUAAGACCAUAUUAAACAAGUAUUGAUAUUCUGUUUUCAACAAUUGUAUGACUUUUUUUUUUCAUCAGUCCCUGAUACAUGAUUUUUAAUUGAAUUUCUCAUAGUUACAAUUAUUCAUAGUUUUAUUUUCAGGGUUUGCUAUUAGUUGCCACAAUGUCGGUUUGUCUUUACAUCUGUCUGUCAGAUCUUUGUCUAGAUAAUUCCACAUACAGUUUUCAAAGUAUUUGGCCCAAACUUACAGAAAUUAAUGUAUAACUAUGAAGUGAAUUUGUGCAUAUUUUCAAGACAUGAAUAUACCAUACCCAGUUAAGGAUUUAUGGCCGUGUGAUAUUUUACAAAAUGUUGUAUAUUGGGCAAUACUGAUAAAGUCCUUUUUAGCUCAUCUGAUUUUUUGAAAAAAAAUGAGUUAUUGUCAUCACUUGAGCGGUUGUCGGCGUCGGCGUCUGCGUCGGCGUUGCCUGGUUAAGUUUUAUGUUUAGGUCAGCUUUUCUCCUAAACUAUCAAAGCUAUUGCUUUGAAACUUGGAACACUUGUUCACCAUCAUAAGCUGACCCUGUAAAGCAAGAAACAUAACUCCAUCUUGCUUUUUGCCUGAUUUAUGGCCCCUUUUGUACUUAGAAAAUAUCAGAUUUCUUGGUUAAGUUUUAUGUUUAGGUCAACUUUUCUCCUAAGCUAACAAAGCUAUUGCUUUGAAACUUGGAAUACUUGUUCACCAUCAUAAGCAGACCCUGUACAUCAAGAAACAUAACUCCAUCUUGCUUUUUGCAAGAAUUAUUGCCCCUUUUGGACUUAGAAAAUCAGUUUUCUUGGUUAAGUUUUAUGUUUAGGUCAGCUUUUAUCCUAAACUAUCAAAGCUAUUCCUUUAAAACUUGCAACACUUGUUCACCAUCAUAAGCUGACCCUGUACAGCAAUAAACAUAACUCCAUCCUGCUUUUUGCAAGAUUUAUGGCCCCUUUUGGACUUAGAAAAUAUCAGAUUUCUUGGUUAAGUUUUAUGUUUAGGUCAACUUUUUCUCUUAAACUAUCAAAGCUAUUGCUUUAAAACUUGCAACUCUUGUUCACCAUCAUAAGCUGACCCUGUACAGCAAGCAACAUAACUCCAUCCUGCUUUUUGCAAUAAUUAUUGCCCCUUUUGGACUUAGAAAAAUCAUUUUCUUGGUUGAAUAUUAUGUUUAAGUCAACUUUUCUCAUAAACUUUCAAAGCUAUUGCUUUAAAACUUGCAACAGUUUUUCACCAUCAUAAGUGGACACUGUACAUCAAGAAACAUAACUCUAUCCUGCUUUUUGCAAGAGUGAUGGCCCUUUUUAGACUUAGAAAAUCAUGGGUAGGACAAUAUUUCUAUUAUACAAAAAAAAUCAGAUGAGAGUCAGCACCUGCAAGGCGGUGCUCUUGUUCUGGAUUUAGAACUCCUCAUACAGUUUUCAAAGGAUCUGACCCAAACUUACAGAACUAUUAUACAAUGAAGAGAACUUGCGUAUAUUGUCAGAUACAUGAAUCAUGUCUAUUUCAAGAAAUGUGGCCCUUAAAUUUUUUUCUAUAAAAUUCUUUUCUUUUUUUUUGCUAUACGUAUAACUCGUCCCAACCCACCAUAUUUGCCGAAAAAAAGGUUUUCCCCACAUUGUCUGGUUAAAGUGAAAAUCAUACAUAUUCUACCCUAUACCUCUGUAUAAAUACCUCUCCCCACAAAAAUUAACACCCCUCUGCUAUUUACCAAAAGAAAUAUUAUUUUAUUUUGUUUUAUAGUUUGUUAAUAUUUUUUUUUCAAAAUUAAAAAGGCAAUAGAAUUGAAGUUGGAAAUUGAAUAAAACUAUGUAUAUGAGCAGUGCCAUGGGAAAACCAACAUAGUGGCUUUGCGACCAGCAUGGAUCCAGACCAGCCUGCGCAUCUGCGCAGUCUGGUCAGGAUCAGGAUCCAUGCUGUAUUCGCUUUCAAAGCCUACUGGAAUUAGAGAAACUGUUAGCGAACAGCAUGGAUCCUGACCAGACUGCGCGGAUGCGCAGGCUGGUCUGGAUCCAUGCUGGUCGCAAAGCCAUUAUGUUGGUUUUCUCAUGCUGCGGCUCAUAUUAUGAUAGAUGCUAUGAUACAUUUAAAACCGUAAGUAUCGGCACCGGUUGCCAAAGUAUAACCCCUUACAUUGUUUGUUGGUUAAUUUUGCGUUUAUUUCCUGUUUCCAGAAUUAUGCUUUUGGAGCAUACAUCAGUUUACUGAUGGCUCUUGUCUUUCUCAUCCCCGUUUUUUAUAAAAAAGAAAAUAAUGGUAUAUCAGAAAAGGCUUCUUGGACAAAACUUUUUUUUCUCAUGUAUUUGAUGUUUCUUUUUGACACAACAUUUGAAAUAAAGACUUUGAAAUGCAUAAUUUUUGUUUAAAGUGUUUUGUUAAAGAUGUUUUACAAAAUGAUGAAUAUACUUUUGUAUAAAUACAAA